UAUACUACGAUGGAUGUCCAAUGAGAUUAGAGUCUUGAGAGAGAGAGAGAGAAAGUGAAGAGGCUAAAGCGAUUUCAACCUCCCCUCCGUCGUCGCCGUCCUUGGACCCCGUACUUACCGCAACUUCUCUCUUCUUUCUGUGAAAAAAAAGCCGAUAGAUUUUUCUCUUACACAACUUCGUCCUCCUCCUCAAGCUAAAAUUUUGUUUCUUCGGGAAGAUUUCAUGCAAAUGGAGUUUGAAGAACAAGAAGAAGCUCACAAGUUCACUCCUGACAACUAUCUUGUCUUGGAGCAGGUUAGAAGAGGCAAGUCUACUUCCGAUUUCGUGCUUCUUCACAGAAUCGACGACAAAAAGUAUGCAAUGAAGAAGAUAUGUCUUGCUAAACACACUGAGAAAUUAAAGCAAGUCGCUUGCCAAGAGAUGAAAACGCUCUCAAAAUUAAACAAUCCUUAUAUCGUGGAAUAUGAAGAUUCUUUGAUUGAUGAGGACAAUAACGCCUGCAUUUUUACUGCUUACUGUGAGGGAGGGAACAUGGCUAAUGCUAUCAAGAAAGCCAGAGGAAAGUUAUUUCCAGAGGAGAGAAUCUUUAAAUGGUUAGCACAGUUGUUACUGGCUGUUAACUAUUUGCAUUCAAACCGUGUACUUCACAUGGACCUUACGUGCUCAAACAUUUUCCUUCCAAAACAUGAUCACGUCCAGCUUGGUAACUAUGGUUUGGCGAAACUCAUCAAUCCAGAAAAGCCUGCUUCCUUGGUUCCAGGAAUUGCUAACAGCAUGUGCCCUGAGGUUCUAGAAGAUGAGCCAUAUGGGUAUAAAUCUGACAUAUGGUCACUAGGUUGCUGUAUGUAUGAAAUUACAUCACACCAGCCUGCGUUUAAAGCUCCGGAUAAGGCUGGGCUAAUUAACAAGAUAAACAGAUCUCUGAUGUCUCCUCUUCCCAUUGUCUACUCCUCCACCUUGAAGCAGAUGAUAAAGCUUAUGCUUAGGAAGAAGCCUGAACAUCGGCCAACAGCCUGUGAAUUGCUAAGGAACCCUUGUCUGCAACCAUACCUCCUCAAAUGCCAAAACCUGUCUCCUAUCUAUCUUCCUGUCUUCCCCAUCAACAGCCCUAAGGACAAGGCGAGAAGAUGUUCGCUGCCAGGCAAGUUUGUGAAGGAGAGAGAAGAAGAGAGGGAGAAGAGCGAGGUGUCUCGCAGCUUGGAGAACUUAUAUCCGUUUUGGACCAAAGCAGAGACUGGUUCUAGCAGCUCAUCUCAACCAGCAUCAUCCACAAAUGAAACAGAUGACAAGCCUGAGACAAAACGAAUUGAUCCAAGCUGCCAUGCGCUGAAGGUUUCUGAGCCUACUACAGAGAAGCAGAAGGAUGAUGUGCCAAAAGAAUGGGAAAAUAUGCUCUCAGAAGAAUCUCAGUUACUUGAUGUUGAUGUGGAGAUUGUGAGUGCACAAGAAGGUUUAUGUUUCACUCAAGCAGAAGCAGAAGCUCAGGAGGCAAAGGAUCAGAGAAAGCUGUCUGAAGUUGUAGUAGCAGAAAGUGGAAGCGUUGAGGUGGAGGAGGAGGAAGAAGCAAAGACGGUGAAGCUAACGGCGAGUGAGAUGUCUUCUGUGCUGAGCAAGCUGAGGAAUCUAGGACCACCGCAGAGCAAAGAAAGAGCAGAUGCGUUGGAGUGUUUGCUGGAGAAAUGCGCAGGGCUUGUGAAGCAAGAGAAGUAUGAAGAGCUUGCUGGUUUGCUCACACCGUUUGGUGAAGACGGUGUUUCUGCUAGGGACACUGCUAUUUGGUUCGCAAAGACGCUCUUGUCUUCUUCUUCUGACAAACUCAACCAAGGAACCUGAUUUGAGUUUUGAGUUUGAGAAAAAAAAAACAUUUUUCUUUUAUUUGUCAAAUAUGUAGAAAUCUUUUUUUUCUGAUUGCUUUUCCAAUUUUUAGUUUGUGAACACUCUGUUUUUCUAUGUAAUAUCUACUGCAACUAAGUUAUAUAUUUGAAUGUGAGCUAGUUUUCUCUUA
Raphanus sativus (radish) is the source of this 2006-nucleotide messenger RNA. RefSeq names its product serine/threonine-protein kinase Nek7-like. The transcript has 13 exons. Bases 224 to 1834 code for a protein of 536 amino acids. The record is from RefSeq and is a predicted model, not a curated record. Lineage: Eukaryota; Viridiplantae; Streptophyta; Magnoliopsida; Brassicales; Brassicaceae. Gene Ontology annotation, molecular function: protein kinase activity; ATP binding. Gene Ontology annotation, biological process: protein phosphorylation.